Molecule: messenger RNA, 1194 nt
Organism: Effrenium voratum
Lineage: Eukaryota; Dinophyceae; Suessiales; Symbiodiniaceae
Source: the annotation of a GenBank genome assembly
CCCCGAUUUCUUGUUCAACUUUGAACCCAGAGGCCUUCGCGUUGAGGCGAACACACGGCGCCAUGGCGCAGCCGCAAACUUUGCAAGCGCGAUAUGGGAAGAUCCACCAUUCGACAAGCCGGCCUACUCCGGCCGUCCCCAGGCCACCCCCUGUGAGGACCAUUCAGAACGUUGCCAGCUUUGCUGACUUCUACGACAUGGGCAAGGAAGUCAUGCCUUCGACACAUAGGUACAUGAAGGUGAACUUUGCCACACGGAAGUCAAACAAGCAAGAGGUUGUGGUGAAGGUGCGGUUUAAGCCCAGCUGCUUCCGAAGCCGACAGGAUGAGAAGAACUGGCGUCAAAAUACCGAGUUUCUACUGAAUCUACCUGAUAGUUUGGGCGUUGCCCAUGUCUACGAGGUCAUAGAGGACCCCACAGCCUUCUACAUCGUGAUGGAGAAGGUUGGGGGCCUCGACCUCUUCGAAACCCUGGAGCAGAUGCGGAAGAUCCCGGUGACCACCACCAGGGAGAUCAUGCGGCAGCUACUAGAGUCUUUGGUGUUCUUGCACUCCCACUGCGCAGUGCACAAGGACCUCAAACUGGAAAAUGUCAUGAUCGACUGCGGCGAUGCUUUGAGCAAGUCGUCCAAGUCUUUGUCAGGGGCCAACCUCCAAGCUGUGAAGGUCAUUGACUUUGACACCGUAGAAGCCUGGUCACCGGCCAAUGCCAACGCAAAGGACGUGGUUGGCACGGAUCAGUACAUCGCACAGGAAGCGUAUGCGGGGAAGUACUCGCCCCUCUCAGACAUUUUUGCCUGCGGGGUCAUUCUGUACAGACUGCUCACAGGAAAGUUCCCGUUUCACGACGACAUGUUCGAUGAUGAGGCGGGCGAGAAUUGGGUGGGCUCGCCCAAGAUGGCCCAGAUUCGCCGAAGGCUGAAAGUGGCCAAAGUGGACUUCUCCAAGGAAGUCUUUCAGGAGAACAGUGAUGCAUGUGACCUAGUCAUGAGAAUGCUGGCGUACCAAGAGAAUCAAAGACCCACUGCCUCUGCGGCGCUGGAGCACCCAUGGUUCCAGGAAAGCAAGGCCGCACCUCCAUUUCCGCCUGACAUUCAGGAGAGCUUAUUGAGGAUGGCAUCGUGGUUGCCGAGGUGAGUUAGACCUUCCGUUUCAACGCUAUGCGACGAUCGAAUACGUUGUAUCUUAUAGCUGC